AUGAAUUUCUGUCUUGACGCCGACGGUUUGUUUGUGCGCGAACAUCUUGUAACAUCAGCUGUUGCCGUCAAAGUCAAAAAUCAAACGGCCAUGAAAUUCUAUUCGACCAAGAUCAGCAUUUCUCCGGCAAUUGUGGUACAUAAUGGCGACGUCAAAUCCGUAUGGAAACUAUUAUGUUCUAAUUGUUGUAUAUAUGUAAAGUUGAUUUACUGCAAUAUCAAAGACAUUAACGUUAAAGUUACAGCACCCAAAUGCCAACCUAAAAAACAACCGGGCAUCAUAAAGGGUUUUGCCAAUAUCUUCGCUAGCAAAGAAUUCAGUGAUGUUACCCUGGUCACUGAAGAUAAAACUGAAUUCCAGGUCCACAAAGUUGUAUUAUGCGCUCGCAGUAAAGUUUUUGCAGCCAUGUUUCGAAAUGACCUGCGAGAGAAGCUAACCGGCAGUAUUACCAUCGACGAUAUGGAUUCGUACGUGCUGAAAGAAUUGCUGAAUUACAUUUACACGGAUGUAAUACCCAAGGAAAUGGCAGCAGAUUUAUUUGUGGCGGCCAAUAAAUAUGCCCUAGACGAUUUGCAAGAAAUGUGUGAAGAUUUCUUAAUCGAAGCAAUGAGUGUAGACACUGUGGCUGAUAUUCUUCUUCUGGGUGAUCGUCAUUCCAGUGAACACCUUAAAUUAAUGGCUGUUCAAUUUGCAAUCGAAAACAUUGAAACAGUCGUGGCAACGGAGAGCUGGAAACGAUUGCGCAAAAUUGAAGUUGAUUUAUGUAUGGACGUUUUGGAAAAGGCCAUGCAGGAACGUUUGUAG
Messenger RNA from Musca vetustissima, 804 nucleotides. RefSeq names its product protein roadkill-like. Gene Ontology annotation, cellular component: cytoplasm; nucleus. The record is from RefSeq and is a predicted model, not a curated record. The transcript has 3 exons. Lineage: Eukaryota; Metazoa; Arthropoda; Insecta; Diptera; Muscidae. Gene Ontology annotation, biological process: regulation of proteolysis; proteasome-mediated ubiquitin-dependent protein catabolic process. Bases 1 to 804 code for a protein of 267 amino acids. Gene Ontology annotation, molecular function: ubiquitin protein ligase binding.